Molecule: messenger RNA, 2865 nt
Organism: Haliotis rubra (blacklip abalone)
Lineage: Eukaryota; Metazoa; Mollusca; Gastropoda; Lepetellida; Haliotidae
Product: mannan polymerase complex subunit mnn9-like
Exons: 2
Coding region: 645-1787 (380 amino acids)
Biological process (GO): protein N-linked glycosylation; cell wall mannoprotein biosynthetic process
Cellular component (GO): mannan polymerase complex
Molecular function (GO): alpha-1,6-mannosyltransferase activity
Source: RefSeq, a predicted model, not a curated record
ACGACGACGUGGCGUCGCAGUACACGUAGAAGACCACAGCGCUGGGUCUGACUCCAUCCCUAACGUUAAAGGCUAAGCAAAUAGCCAUUAACUGACCUCAAUAGGGUGUCGAUACUCUGUGAAGUCAAGGAUAUCGUCUCGCACACGUGUGAAUGAAAAAGACUGUUAACCGAUUGUUCACAGGGGUGUAUGUUAACAGCGUGGGGAUUCUUUCUGCAACAAGCCCGGAUGUAUAAUGAUAUGAUUCUGGAGGUACUGGGCUGCAGUUUUACAAGCAUAAUGAUAUAACCCACUCAGACAGGUAUACUAUACCGACAGCGAGCCCGGAUUGUUUAUCACAUGACCAUCCACCCUUCACUAACGCACAACGUGCACAUGUCACAUCGUAGACAGACACGCUAGGCCAAACGUGGAGGUGCCCGGAGUGAGCUUGACGUCAGCGAGAUGUCCACAAAAGCGGCCCUUGUACCUCACAAGUUGUCACUUGUCUCAUAGCAACACGGGAGCGUUACCUGUCGCCGAUAACGGAGUAUCAACGCUGUCAACAGACAUAUCGCCGUGCUGGAGAAUGACGCGUGGACAUAACCUCAGAUGACCCAAAACAGACCGAACUCAAGAAAAGCGGACAGUAUUCAUAUCACACAAUGAUUAAUAAGACGGCACUGUCUCAGAGUUUGCUCCCUUUAUUCAACCAUCGCCGCCAGGUGGUCAAGCUCCUGUUUAUUUACAGCGUCGUACUCGUUGCGUUCACCACCGCUCUGUUUCAUUUUUUCCACUUUAGCCGGACUCCUACCGAAACCCAGCUUCAAAUACUCCGAAGAGUAGAACCAAGCCAUAACGUGACCGAAAAUCCGAAAGUGGUGAAAGCGCUUGAAAAUCACAAAGAUGAUCCUAGGGGACUAUUUUCUAUCCCACCUGUGCCCAAAAGGUCUUUCAAUGACCACGUGGUUCCAAUACGACAGUCAGUUAUUCAGAAAUACCUGCAUUAUGAGCCCCGGGAGUAUAAAGACAAAGUGUUGAUACUGUCGCCAAUUCACAACGUAGCCAGACUCCUUCAUCGGUUUGGAAGACUACUGAAGGAACUCAGUUAUCCCCAUCAACUGAUAUCAGUCGUGUUCGGUGAAGACUGCAGUCGAGACGAAACUCUGAAGACGGCUGAAGUCGUUGCAUCCAAUCUCAAAAGGACGUUUAACAGAGUAGAAGUGUUUCAUUUCAACGUCACAGGACAGGUCAGGGGGAUUUGGACGGAUGUUCACAAUCGACAUGCGCAGAGAAAGCGGCGCGGCCACAUUGCGCAGUCCCGGAACAUGCUCUUGAAGUCGGGACUGAAGGACGAGGUUUGGGCACUGUGGAUUGAUAGCGACAUUACGGAGCUUCCACGGGAUAUUAUCCAGCAGCUUCUUUCUUCCGACAAGGAUAUUGUAGCUCCUGCAUGUUUGUUCCGAUCGGAUUUGGGACACCUCCGGAUAUUUGAUAAAAAUACGUGGCGGGAGACACCCGAGUCCAUUGCUAAGCAGAAACAUAUGAGAGAUGGCGCACUCAUGUUGGAGGGAUAUGGCGUAUCCAGCAGAAUAUUCCUCCCCGAUCUUCGAGCAGAGGGCAGGGUGGUGCCGAUAGAUGGCGUUGGGGGCUGCACGCUUCUUAUAAAGGCCGAUUACCAUCGGAAGGGUUUGGUUUUUCCAGAAACAGUGGUAGAUCAUCACAUUGAAACAGAAGGCUUGGCCAAACUUGCAAAGAAGAUGGGGUUUGGUGUCUAUGGUAUGCCCUUUGUCAAUGUUAUUCACUGAAAUGGAUGUGUUCAGGUAUUUAGCUUAUUGUGUAGAGUUGCUGCCCUUGGACGUGCCAGGAACCUGUGAUAGUGGUUCGUUUUCUGGUUCUGGUUUUAUUUGUAGGUUACUCGGCACAAUACACGUGAUGGCGGAUUUUGCAAAGGACUAGGACCUACAUCGUUAUGGGAUUUCGUUCCACGAUUUCUCCACUGACUCGCUGUGAUAUUAGUGUUAGUUUGUACAAAGUGACGUUAAGCCACAUAGACUAAUACUCACUGAAUUGCUGAUACUGUGUUGACAAAUAUACUGACGUAAAAAAGAAAGUACACACCUGCUUUUCUUUGGCUGGACAAGGAAUAUAAGGCGCUGGAAACGUUUGGUAUAUCUGUGAUGAUUUGGCACCACGUAAACAAUGUGACUUUUAAGUCACAAUCAAACUCUUGUCAAAAUAGUUCCGUUUUUAAAAAAAAAAAUCCCAAAGCAGCAUGUGUGUAGCUUAUUUCAUAUGUCAGUUUAUGUUAGUGUUAUUACCUAUCAGGAACAUUUGUUUCCAGGUUUGAGUGAGUUAGUGAGUGAGUAGUAAACAUGAUCUAGUACUAAACGUUAUCCCUAAACGACUGCUCAAACGAAUCUGACAACUGCUCAAAACAACUUACACACGGUUCUAUAGUAUACUUGUAGUUAAUCAGUCAUGGGAACUGGUUGACAAUAUAUUAAUUUCUUUUGAGUACUACAUAUUUUUGAACGUUAAUUUUCAAUUCUUCAAAAAACCCAACCCAAAACCAAUUUCAAUGCAUCAUUAACCGUGACAAAAUUGUCGUCCGAGCAUUGGAAGGUUUGAAACUUAUUUGUUUUGCUUCAGGUUGUUUCGAUCUAUUUAAUGUUUGGUUCAGACAAUACGGUAUUUUAUAUAUGUUUGAAAAACAGUGCAAUUCUACCAUUGUAUAUUUACAAUUCUAUGCUGUAUAGUAUUUGUGAAUUAUUCACCCACAGACUGUUGAUUUUAAACAUGUAAAAUAGUUAUUUUUCCUGUAAAAAUGUGUUUCGUUCUUUUCCCCGCUAUCCUGUAUGUAACCUCUUUGUAUCACUGUGUAUG